Molecule: messenger RNA, 1443 nt
Organism: Striga hermonthica
Lineage: Eukaryota; Viridiplantae; Streptophyta; Magnoliopsida; Lamiales; Orobanchaceae
Source: the annotation of a GenBank genome assembly
AUGGUUGCAGUCUUCAACAAAGAGCUACUCAGCUGGUACCUCAUCACCCUCAAGCUCAACCAAACAGUCGAAACCGGGCUUCAAAACCCGACAACCUCACGACCCAUCGACUUACCAGACACAAACCACGCCAAGACCCAAGAAACCCGCUUCCCACUACCUCCAAACUCCCUCCAAAUACCCAUCACCGAAGACGAAACGGGCCCUCCCAAGCCCGAGGAACCCGAUUGGGUGAUCACCAUCAAGGAAAAGCUCGUCCAGGCCCAGCAAGAGGACGCGGCCCGCACUUGGGCCAAGCUCUCCAUCUACCGCAUUCCUCAGUGCCUCCGGGAAGGUGACGACAACCGGGCCUACAUCCCCCAGAUCGUCUCCCUCGGGCCUUACCACCACGGAAAGAAACGACUACGCAACAUGGACCGGCACAAGUGGCGGGCCCUACACCGCGUCCUCACCCGCACCAACCAUCCCGUCGGGCUCUACUUCGACGCAGUCAGGGAGCUCGAGGAACGGGCCAGGGCCUGCUACGAGGGGUCCGUUCCCCUCGGCAGCAACGAGAACGACCCCAUUUUCGCAAUGCGGGCCACCAUGCACUCCAUCCAGCGGGACAUGAUCAUGCUCGAAAACCAGAUACCGCUCUUCGUGCUCGAAACCCUGUUCGGGCUCCAGUCGGGCCAGGAGGACCGGGCCGGAACGGUCACCAGGCUGGCGCUCCGGAGCAGGAUCGAGUCAUCCGCCAGAUUCGACCCACUGACCGAGCAGGGAGGGCUCCACUGCCUCGAUGUGUUUCGGAGGAGCCUGUUGUCUAUACAGGCCGGGCCGAAGCCCGCGCCUCGUGUAUGGAUCAAGCGGUGGUCUCACGCGAACCGGGUGGCGGACAGGAGAAGGCAGCAGCUCAUACACUGCGUUAGUGAGCUGAAAGAUGCCGGGAUCAAGUUCAAGAAAAGGAAAACCGACAGAUUCUGGGACAUAAAGUUCGAAAAUGGGGUUCUCAAAAUCCCGCGUCUUUUGAUACACGACGGGACUAAGUCACUGUUUCUGAAUCUCAUUGCCUUGGAGCAGUGCCACCUGGACUGCACGAAUGACAUCACGUCGUACGUGAUAUUCAUGGACAACCUGAUUGACUCCCCUGCUGAUGUCAGCUACUUGCAUUACUGUGGGAUUAUCGAGAACUGGUUGGGGAGUGAUGCUGAGGUGGCCAACAUUUUUAACCGGCUGUGUCAGGAGGUGGUUUUCGAUAUAAACGACAGCUCCCUCUCCAGGCUGUCUGAGCAGGUGAAUCGGUACUAUGAGCACAGGUGGAAUGCUUGGAGAGCGAGCUUGAAGAACAAGUAUUUUAAUAAUCCGUGGUCGAUUAUCUCGUUUUUGGCUGCGGUCGUUUUGCUGGCGUUGACACUGGCCCAAACGUUUUACGGCGUUCAUGGUUUUUACAACCCUCAUCAAUGA